CGUCAUCGAUCGUAUCAUCAUCCGUCGCAGGGGAGGGGGGCGAUGAGCGGACGAGGAGAGAAGUUGGAUCUUGUCCAGGAGCAUGGUCUUGGGGGCUAUGAUUCAGAAUUCAGUGAAGAUGAAAAUGACGGUGAGACAUCCAACUGUAAAAGUCGAAGAACAAAUAAAGAUGCUGCGCUACUUACGAAGCCAUUCCAAAAGGAAAAGUAUGCCCGGUUGGCUCACAAGCAAGUUGCAGUUCAAGAACGGGACAGAGAGGAAGCAAGAAACCGACGUUUCCAUCUUAUUGCCAUGGAUGCUUAUGCACGACACAAGAAAUACAUCAACGAUUACUUGCUGUACUAUGGUGGCUCAAAAGAAGACUUGAAACGAUCAACAGUGAAUGAUAAAACAGACCUGGAUGUGAUAAAAGAAAACCAUAGGUUUUUAUGGAGAGAGGAUGAUGAAGCCGAUAUGACUUGGGAGAAAAUGCUGGCAAAGAAAUACUACGAUAAAUUAUUCAAAGAAUAUUGUAUAGCUGAUUUAAGCAGAUACAAGUGCAAUAAGUUUGGAUUUCGGUGGCGAGUGGAUAAAGAAGUGAUUUCAGGGAAAGGUCAGUUUUGCUGUGGUAACAAGCACUGUGACGAGAAAGAAGGACUGAAAAGUUGGGAGGUUAAUUUUGGUUAUAUAGAACAUGGGGAGAAAAGAAAUGCCCUUGUGAAACUGAGAUUGUGUCCAGAAUGCUCCUAUAAAUUAAACUAUCACCACAGGAGGAAAGAAGUGAAAGCAGUAAAAAGGAAACAUCGAGAGGAGGAACACCACCAUGACAUCCCAGCAGAAAAAAGAACCAAGACCACAGAGAAGCAUAGUUGUAAAAGCAAGGGAAAAUCCAGCCUAACAGAAAACUUUGAUUCUGACCAAGCCUGACUGCCAUGCCAGCUUACGUAACAGUGACAACACUUCCGAAGUAUUCCACUGAUUGAGUUGAUUUGGGAAAAUCUGAAAAAUAAUGGGAGCCGUUUCAAUGCAAACGGUUUCUUUCAGGUCAGUCCUAACC
Messenger RNA from Rhincodon typus (whale shark), 1036 nucleotides. RefSeq names its product FRA10A associated CGG repeat 1 (gene fra10ac1). The coding region runs from base 43 to 906 and encodes 287 amino acids. The transcript has 13 exons. Gene Ontology annotation, biological process: dephosphorylation. Lineage: Eukaryota; Metazoa; Chordata; Chondrichthyes; Orectolobiformes; Rhincodontidae. The record is from RefSeq and is a predicted model, not a curated record. Gene Ontology annotation, molecular function: phosphatase activity.